Molecule: messenger RNA, 699 nt
Organism: Stegodyphus dumicola
Lineage: Eukaryota; Metazoa; Arthropoda; Arachnida; Araneae; Eresidae
Product: adult-specific rigid cuticular protein 15.7-like
Cellular component (GO): chitin-based extracellular matrix
Molecular function (GO): structural constituent of chitin-based larval cuticle
Source: RefSeq, a predicted model, not a curated record
AAGUGUGGACUUCUCAUUCCGAAGAUCGAAAUCCCACACACACACAAUGAUCGCAAAGGUUGCUUUCUUAUGCGCUGCUCUUGCAGUUUCCAGUGCCAGUGUUCUGCUAAAGGCACCUCUUGUCAGCACUGGUGUCAGUUCCAGUUCUAGGACACAAGAUGCUUAUGGAAACUAUGCUUUUGGUUACGAUAUCGUUGACAAACUUGGAGCUUCCAACUCCCGAUCUGAAGUAGGUGAUGGUUAUGGCAACAAGAAGGGAACCUACACCAUCCAUGAUAUCGAUGGCAGAGCCAGACGAGUAGACUAUGUAGCUGAUAAACUCGGAUUCCGUGCCGCUGUGAAGACCACGAGCCAGGAACAGCUGCCAGCACCCCUGCUGCAGCCCUCAUCGCUAGCCCUUACGCUGGACCAUCUGUCGAUCACAUUGCCCCAGUUGCCACUGCAGUCUAUGGACAUGCUGUUGCCGCUCCAGUUGUAGCUGCUGCUGCUCCUGUAGCAUAUGGAGGUGUCAUCGGACACGGAGCUGCUUUAGACUAUGGUUACGGACUGGGAUAUGGAUAUGGAGCUGGCAUUGGCAAGGCUCUAAUCCAUUAAUUACACAAUAAAAAUGACAGAUUCUGUAAUGUCGAAUGUAAUUUAUUUAAUUGUUGCCAUGAAUCAUGGUUAUGUUGUGACAAAUAAAUCAUUUUAUAUCUAGCA